AAUCCUGUGCGCGCAGCUGAGUACCUUAGUCGCUAUAUGGAUAGCCUGUUAAGAAGGUCCACCAAGCAGUACACUGAAGCCGAACUGGAAAAUAAAAUUGCCGCAUCGAUUAACCUGUUCAAGUAUGUCGAGGAGAAGGACAUUUUUAAACAGUAUUAUCAAAGGAAUCUGUGCUAUCGUCUACUUUUCGGUUCAUCCACUCUGCUAGAAUUAGAGGAAUCAACGAUAAAUCAGCUCAACGCAGUCUGUGGCUACGAAUUCACCUCAAAGUUCCAACGUAUGUUCAACGACAUUCAGUUAGCGGAUGGGCUGAAUGCUAACUUUCAAAGUUAUCUUCGGGAGAAGAACCUUGCCUUUCCAUUCGCUCACCACUGUCAUGUUCUCACCCUCAUAUUGACUAUUCGCUAA
Molecule: messenger RNA, 408 nt
Organism: Mesocestoides corti
Lineage: Eukaryota; Metazoa; Platyhelminthes; Cestoda; Cyclophyllidea; Mesocestoididae
Source: the annotation of a GenBank genome assembly